UUGAGGCUAUGUUUAGGUACCGCGUAUACAGAUUGCCUUUGCUUGACAUUUUUAGUUGAUCAUCUGGUAUUGAAAACAUAAUUCGUAUUCAGUAUCUAUUCAGUAUUUUAAAUUAAAUCUUUUUUUAAGAAGAAAAUGUCUAUUCAAACAAUCACUAGACAAAUACUUAGAGCUAAAAAAGCAUUCCGAGUAUCAUAUUCAUCGAAGGCUUCAAGUGCACCAGAAUACGAUUGGAAAGAUCCAUUAAAUCUAGAAUCCCUAUUGACAGAGGAAGAAAUUGCUAUUCGAGAUACAUUUCAUAAUUACUGUACUAAAACACUUUUGCCGCGUGUAAUACUUGCUAAUCGAAAUGAAAUAUUCCACAAAGAAAUAAUGACAGAGUUGGGUGAGCUGGGCGCUCUAGGAUGCACUUUAAAAGGCUAUGGAUGUGUCGAAGUUUCAAAUGUUGCCUGUGGUCUUCUCACUCGAGAAAUAGAGCGUAUUGACUCUGGAUAUCGAUCAGCUUUAAGUGUUCAUAAUUUGGCUAUUGGAGCUAUUUACGAAUUUGGCAGCGAUGCGCAGAAGGAAAAAUAUUUACCCAGACUAGCGAAGGGUGAACUGAUCGCAUGCUUUGGCCUAACUGAACCAAAUCAUGGAAGUGAUCUAUCUGGAAUGGAAACUCGGGCAAAAUAUGAUAGUCAGGCUAAAUGUUAUAUUCUUAAUGGCAGCAAAACUUGGAUUACGAACUCGCCUUUAGCAGAUAUUGCUAUUAUUUGGGCAAAAGGCGAAGAUCAAAAACUGCGCGGGUUCAUUGUGGAGCGAGAACAAUCAUUAAAGGGUUUGUCGACGCCCAAAAUUGAAGGAAAGUUUUCACUUCGGGCGUCUUCAACUGGAAUGGUACUUAUGAAAGAUCUUGCAGUUCCAGAAGAAAAUAUUUUACCCAAUGUUAUUGGCUUCAGAGGUCCAUUGACUUUGCUAAAUAAUGCUCGUUUUGGAAUUGCUUGGGGAGCAUUAGGAGCUGCUGAAUCUUGCCUUGAAAUUGCUAGGCAAUAUACUCUGGAUAGAAAUCAAUUUAAGAAGCCUUUAGCUGCAAACCAAUUAAUGCAAAAAAAAAUGGCAGAUAUGUCGACAGAAAUAGCUUUGGGAUUGUUGGCAUGUUUACAAGUUGGUCGUUUGAAGGAUAAGCACUUGCACACUCCUGAGAUGAUAUCAAUGUUGAAGAGAAAUAAUUCUGGGAAGGCGCUGGAUAUAGCACGUGUCGCAAGGGAUAUGCUGGGUGGAAACGGUAUUUGUGAUGAAUAUCACAUUAUAAGACAUGUCAUGAAUUUAGAGACCGUUAACACGUACGAAGGUACUCACGACAUACAUGCGUUGGUUUUGGGACGUGCAAUUACUGGAAUUGGUGCCUUAUCAUAGUGAAUUAAAUUAAUUUUCAUUACCAAUGAAGUGAUACAAAAAUUUGUUGAGUGUGAGAUGUUAUUGGUUAUAAUCAGAGAAAAGAUUUUUGUGACCUAAAAAAUUUAAAAAAAAGGCAAAUAAAAAUCUAUUAAAA
This is a messenger RNA of Episyrphus balteatus (marmalade hoverfly), 1531 nucleotides long. Its product is annotated as glutaryl-CoA dehydrogenase, mitochondrial-like. The record is from RefSeq and is a predicted model, not a curated record. Gene Ontology annotation, molecular function: flavin adenine dinucleotide binding; fatty-acyl-CoA binding; glutaryl-CoA dehydrogenase activity. The transcript has a single exon. The coding region runs from base 136 to 1395 and encodes 419 amino acids. Gene Ontology annotation, biological process: fatty-acyl-CoA biosynthetic process; fatty acid beta-oxidation using acyl-CoA dehydrogenase. Gene Ontology annotation, cellular component: mitochondrial inner membrane. NCBI's taxonomy places the organism in Eukaryota, Metazoa, Arthropoda, Insecta, Diptera, Syrphidae.